Anthostomella pinea is the source of this 762-nucleotide messenger RNA. NCBI's taxonomy places the organism in Eukaryota, Fungi, Ascomycota, Sordariomycetes, Xylariales, Xylariaceae. The record is from the annotation of a GenBank genome assembly.
AUGUCAUUCCUACCGAGCAGCCUCGACAAGGAGUGCGACAGGGCAGCACGGAUUCUGAAGAGCUUCACCGGCGUCUCUGGCACACCCACGUCUGCCGGGAAGGGCAAAGCCAAGAUCCCCACGACCGUCAUCGCCAACGCCAAGGGCCUCGCCAUCUUCACAGGCUUCCGCGCGGGGAUGUGGCUGUCCGGCGCCGGCGGGUCCGGCAUCGUGGUGGCGCGCCUGCCCGACGGCACGUGGUCGCCGCCGUCGGGCUUCACGGUGCGCUCGGGCGGCAUGGGCAUCGUGUUCGGCGUCGACGUCUACGACUGCGUGUGCGUGCUCAACACCCCGGCGGCCGUCGAGGCCUACACGCGGCCCCGCCUGGCCAUCGGCAGCGAGGUCACGGCCGCGGCCGGGCCGCUCAACGCCAAAAUGGACGCCGUCAGCGACGUCAAGCCGGUGUGGACCUACACCAAGUCGCGUGGCAUUUGGGGUGGGGUCACGCUGGAUGGCACGGCGAUUAGUGUGCGGCCGGAUGCGAAUGCGGAGUUUUAUGGCGAGCCUAAGAUCAGCAUCGAGCGUAUUCUGAGGGGCGAUGUUCCGGCUGCUGCGCCGGCUGCUGCGGCCGGGAAGACGAAGGUCGUUAUGUGGCCCGCGGGCGCGAAAAAGCUUACGGAGGUUCUUAAGGCAUCCGAGGGCAAGGUCGCUGAUGUGAGUGUGAUGGGUGCGCUUGGUGACGAGCCGACGGCUGGUGAUCUGGGGGUUGUUCCGGACUCGUAG